UUUAUGGUCUUUGACUUUUCGUGUCAGUAGUGUACGAUGGCUGAUCCUUUGAGUUUGUUACGGCAGUAUAAUGUCAACAAAAAGGAAAUUAUACAAAGGGAAAAUCAAAUUAUCUUCGGCGAAUUUUCUUGGCCGAAAAAUGUCAACACAAAUUACCUGAUGUGGGGGUCAGGUAAAGGAGACCAUGCAAAGGAGUAUUACACAUUGGAAUGUCUGCUCUUCCUUCUCAAGAAUGUUGCUCUUUCACAUCCUGUGUACGUUCGGAAGGCUGCGGCAGAGAAUAUUCCCGUUGUCCGAAGACCCGAUCGAAAGGAUCUCUUGGCAUAUCUCAAUGGUGAAACAGCAUCUUCAGCAAAUAUCGACAAAUCGGCACCUCUCGAGAUACCAACCCAAGUGAAACGUACCGCUGAUGACUCCGCUGAAAAUUCUGCCAAAAAGCCACGUUUUGAGGAAACGCAAGUGCAAAAGGUCAAGGAGCAACUAGCAGCACGCCUUGAUGCACCAAAAGAGGCUUCUGUCACUGUCGAUAAUAUCAAGUCAUUGUCAGAAGCCAUGUCUGUCGAGAAGAUAGCAGCCAUCAAAGCUAAACGACUUGCAAAAAAACGUACUACAAUCAAGGGCAAUGAUGACAUUGCAUUGGGUCCUGACUUACGAGUCAUGCUUGACUUUGAUGUCGACUUAACGAAGGAUAUCAUAUCUCGUGAACGCCAGUGGCGAACACGUACCACGAUUCUACAGAGUGCUGGAAAGAUAUUUGCGAAAAACAUCUUUGCUAUCCUCCAAUCGAUAAAAGCUAGGGAGGAAGGUAGGCACCGUCCACAGCAGCCAACGCCUGCGAUCACCCCUCGUGCGACUCCAGUCCGGCCCAUCGCGCAGCCCGCUGUCUACAACCGAUACGAUCAAGAGCGAUUCAUACGUCAGAAAGAAGAAACGGAAGGUUUCACCAUUGAUACAACAGGGACAUACCACGGAAUGACCCUUAAAUCUGUAACUGAAGGAACACAGCCAAAGAAACCUGUGACGCCGGCCCCUGCUGUCACUACCCCGAGACCCACAGCAGAGGCACGGCUGGCAGUACAGCCCAAUAAACGGGUCUCUCGAACACCCAUUAUCAUCAUUCCUGCGUCUCCAACCUCGCUGAUCACCAUGUACAAUGCCAAGGAUAUCCUCCAAGAUCUGAAGUACUUGAGCACAGAGGAGAAGAAACUUCAGGGUGCCAAACGUGACAACGAAGUCCUCCUCCAGCGUCGCAAGGAAGGUGCUACAACUGUACCAUACCGUGUCAUUGACAACCCGCAAAAGCUCACCAAUGCUGACUGGGAUCGUGUAGUGGCAGUUUUCGUUAUGGGGCCUUCGUGGCAGUUCAAGGGCUGGCCCUGGGGUGGUAACCCCGUUGAAAUAUUUUCGAAAGUCUGUGCUUUCCACAUCAAAUAUGAUGAAAUGAAGCUGGAUACAAAUGUCGGCAAAUGGGCGGUGCAUGUGAUAGAGCUGUCACGUACGAAGAGGCAUCUGGACCGAGCAGCACUGAUGGUCUUCUGGGAGAAGCUCGAUAAGUACAUGAUCAAGUACAAACCACAUUUAAGAUUCUAAUGGACUACAGUGAGAGACACCUUGAUUUCUUCAUAUGUUGGUGACUGAUGCCAUUCAUAGCCAAUAGACUGUAUUAUAGGAUGAGCUGGGAGCGAAGAAUUACACAUCAUGUGUAGCUGUAAUGAAUGUAUCUAUAGUUACGAUAAUAAAUGUAAAACGUUUUAGCUGAAAUAUUAAACUGAUAUUUUCCCAUUA
Molecule: messenger RNA, 1785 nt
Organism: Schistocerca gregaria
Lineage: Eukaryota; Metazoa; Arthropoda; Insecta; Orthoptera; Acrididae
Gene: hyx
Product: parafibromin
Exons: 10
Coding region: 37-1590 (517 amino acids)
Biological process (GO): positive regulation of transcription elongation by RNA polymerase II; transcription elongation by RNA polymerase II
Cellular component (GO): Cdc73/Paf1 complex
Molecular function (GO): RNA polymerase II complex binding
Source: RefSeq, a predicted model, not a curated record